AUGGACCAGAAUGGACGACCCGCCGUCCAGGUGGUCAUCAACGGCCAUGAUCAAAUGCCACCAUAUGCCUCCAAUAUGCAGUUUCAACAAAGGCCGCUAUCUGUGGAUGAAGCACUACAAUACUCAUCCAUGUCCAGCGCGCCUAUCUUUGGUCUCGACUGUAUCCUACGUCCCGAUGUUGGUCGACCCUCAAAUACUACUUCUAUAAACCAUGUCCUCCAAGAAGGCCGCAAAACACUGGGUGAACUUGACAUGGAGAUGCAAUCUGGACGGGACGAGUCUAGUCGUUUAGAAACAUCUCGAGAAUAUAUUCAACAGUUGCUGGAUGGAGACCAGCUAACAGAAUUCAAAUUCAAGCUUCCUCAGGUUCCUACGCGAAGUCAACAGUUGCGCCCAAACGAUCCUGAUGGUACUACUUCCGGUAGCAAUAGCCUUGGUUCUUUCGCACGGAUGAUGCUUACCUCUACGGACAUUGCAUUCAGAUACCCCGAAGCACCUUCAAAGACAAAACCCGAAAAGAAAGACCUCACCCCGACGACAGCUGCUUCAUUCAACCAGCGCGCAUUCCUUACGAACAGAUCGCAGUCGACAUCUUUCUCAGCCUCUUUUGAGCAGAAUCGUCCCCCAUCGAGCCAACUCUCCGUGGUUAUUCCAGUCAAACCUGUACCCCAACACAGCGAUCACGCGAAUGCGAAGAAGCAACAAUUGAAAGCCCACGGCCAAGACGCCAUGGCGGCGGUGCGACUUAAGGACCAAAAAGAGGAAGCAGAUGCGGCCUUGCAAAAGCUUCAGGACCUUCUUCACGAGGUUUUUGAAGCGGAAGAUCAAAUUGAACCCGAUACUUCGACUCCCCCAACUUCUGACACACCAAACCCCAUUUUCGUGAACCCAACAUCUCUAGAAGUGCAUGGGUUGAUACUCUCUUCUGAUGCUCACACUCGCCUCCAGAAAGCCCUUCGGAAAGUUGCAGGAUUUGACCGACUCCAGGACAUACCGUCUGAUUAUCUCAACCGCAUACAAAAAUUGUGCGAAAAGCCAAUCAUUGCUGCAAAAUCUCUCGACAUAAGCUUAGGCGAUUCAUCCAGUGAGGUUGAGUCCCAAGAGUGGCUGGGUAAGAUCGAGGAUGUCUUGAAUGCACUAUUUGCAAUCGGAACGCUGCUGCAGACGAUGUCUGGGCGUCAGACGGAGCGAGAGCUCUGCCCAGAAGAUCUUAUCGAGGCCAUUCCCACCGUUCUCAACCAUCUCUUUGACCAUUGCAUUAUUCCCGCAGUGGAAUCGCGUCCUGGUGGCAAAGAUAGCCAGCACUUCCAAUUCUUCUCGGCCCAAAAGCGGAUCAUUGGUACUCUUGUCCACCAGAGCAAGAAAGUUCUCACUCUUUUUGCAGACUUUUUGUCUCGCAUUGACGUCUCCGAGGGGACGAUCACGGCUGCGGAAUUCUUUGCUGCAAAGCUAAUAUUUGUGGAAAAUGCGCACAAUGACAAAGACUCCGCGUUAGGAUACCAGAAAUACGAGCCUGCGAGACGUGGUGCGAUGGAUGUGCUGGCAAAAGUGUUUUCAAAAUACCCUGAGCAGCGGCCGUUCAUUCUGGAUGAGAUUCUGGUCUCAUUGGAGAAACUUCCCACCACACGUCAGAAUGCCCGGCAGUUCAAAGUUGCAGAUGGAAAAAACAUCCAACUGCUCACCGCAUUAGUCCUGCAGCUUGUUCAGACAACUGCGUUGGAAACACCUUCGCGAUCGAAGACCAAACGUCGAAUCAAAUCACAAGCCGAUGACGAUGACGACGAGCUUAUGGGUAAUGGCGAGGACCAUGCGAAUGGUGAGUCGGAUGACGACGAGUCAGACGAAUCGUUGGAACGGCUGGCGAACAAGGCCAACCGACUUUACGACAAUGCUAUGCGCUCCGCACAGUACAUUGUGAAUUUCAUCGUUCAGCGUGCUAUGAACUCGACAAAAACUGGUGACCAGCCAUAUCGGAAUAUCCUGGACCUUUUCACUCAGGAUCUGAUCAAUGUACUGGGGUCGGCUGAUUGGCCAGCUGCAGAACUGCUUCUCCGGAUCUUGGCUCUACGCAUGAUUCAAAUCACCGACCAAGAUAAAAGCGCGGCGACUGCGAAGAGUAUGGCACUUGAGCUUCUUGGCUGGAUGGGAUCUGCUAUCUCAGACCUGAUAGCAACCGCCCAGCACAUGCUCCCGGCUCUAGAAGAUUCCGAUAGUGAAUUGACCGAUUACCUCAAACAACAAUUUGAGGAAUUCUCUUCUGGCGCACUGCAUCAUCAAGACCUCAUCACUCCAACGGGUCCGUAUAGGAUUGCGCUCGAGCACCUUUUACAAGACAAGAAUUCCGACAAUUGGCAACUGACCAGCGCACGGGGCUACUACUUGGCUCAAUGGGCCAAAACAGCCUGCGCCCUAUACUACAACCCCGAGGACCAGGAAGUAAUUGCACACGACGAAGUGACUGAUGAUUUGGUUACGCUCUUAACAAGAUCCUUCUCAGAUCCACGCUGGUUGGAGACCCAUAAAGAAUUCGACAAAAUUCCAAACGUGCAUGGCAAAUUUGCCUAUAUCCUCACGGUCUUGAAUUCCAACUUCGGCAAAGCAUUCGACACCAUUCUCAAAGUUCUUUUGGCCUCUUUCCUCGGUGACUCGGCCAAGGUUCGCAGCCGCAGCUUGAAAAGUGUUAUCUACAUGCUCGAGAAAGACCCGAACCUUCUUGACAGAGAUCCCUCAGUUUUGCGCGUAAUACACCGGUGUACGACAGAUGCCUCACCCAUGGUUCGAGACUCUGCGUUGCAGUUGAUCGGACAAUGCAUUGGUUUGAAACCUAAGCUCGAAGAAGAAGGAUGUCGAAGCAUUUUGGCCUGUGCAGCCGAUCAAACAGCUGGUGUCCGGAAACGCUGCAUCGGGCUUUUGAAGGAACUUUACCACAAAACAUCUCGGAAGGAAUUGAAACUAGCCAUUCUUGAUAGUUUCCUCCAACGCACAGGCGAUCUUGAGGAGAGCGUGGCAUCUUUGGCUCGCCAAACCUUUGAAGAAAUAUGGCUCGUUCCAUUCCACGAAUCCAUUGAUUCCUCGUCCGAAGGGCCGAAACUGAAAAUGGCACUCGGAGAGCAGGUAGGCCUCAUCGUUGGUCUGACCGAGCGCAGUGAAACUGCCCUGGAGUCUCUUAGCGUAUGUCUGAAAGCGGUCCUUUCGGACAAAUCCAAAUCUGCGGCAUUGAAUUUCAAAGUUUGUAAGGCGAUGGUCUCUACCAUGUUCCAGAGACUGGUGGAGGAUUCAGAUGGAUCCAGCAAGGAUUUCCAGCAAGCUCUCUUGCAGACGAUCACCGUCUUUGCCAAGUCGAACGCAAAGCUGUUUACCCCGGAUCAGUUGGAGGCCCUGCAUCCUUACAUCGGACACCUUUCUACCGCGGAUGAUCUUUUCAUAUUCCGAUCGGUUGUGGUUAUCUAUCGCUGCGUCUUGCCAUUUUUGUCAUCAUCCCACAACACCCUUCUCAAGGAAGUGCAGAAUGAUCUUUUCAAGAGUGUUGCCAAGCUCGCCCGAUCCGAGUUGAACGAAGUCAUGGCUUGUUUGUGGACCAUCAACAGUGUUCUGCAAAAUACGAACAGACUGGUGAAGUUAACAGUUUCAGUACUGAAACCAUUGCAACAGUAUAAAAGUGUUGAUCUCUCCUCGGCUACACAUGCUGCAAUCCUCGCCCGUGCCAAGAGUUAUAUUCGCAUUGCAGGUUGUGUUGGGCGGCAUUGUGAUCUUGAAAAGUAUGCAUCUCAUUUCAAGAGUGAAUUCCCCACAUGGGCCGGUGGCUCAGUUGCAGGGCUGAUGGUUGACUCCAUUAUUCCCUUCACUGCAUCAAAUUCACCCUUCGAUCUGAGGGUCAUGGCUCUCGAAAGCCUGGGAUCUAUAUGCCAGUCUUGGCCUGGUCAAUUUGGCAGAGAACGCACACGGCAGACUUUCGCUCAGGCUUUCAAGGAAGAUGCCCCCAGCCUACAAAACAUCGUUCUCCGAUCAUUUGCAGACUUUUUUGCCAUCCAUGAAGGCAAAUCAGAAAAGGCCGUUAUGCCAACCGCGGAAGCCGCCAGUCAGGAAGACACCACUAGAUUGGGUGGUUCUUUAAGAGCUAGCGACAACGAUGGUGCUGCUGCUUUGAUCGCCCAAAACUUCCUCUCAAACAUGCUUCAGGUGGCCCAAUCGCGUCAGGAUACUUAUUCACUGACUGCCAUUGAGCUCAUUGCGAGUAUCAAUAGACAGGGCUUAGUGCAUCCAAAGGAAUGCGCGGGCGUUCUCGUGUCUCUGGAGACUUCUACGGUACCUGCAAUUGCGAAAAUCGCAUUCGACACACACAAAAUGCUCCACCAACAGUACGAAUCCAUGUUUGAGCGAGAAUACAUGCGGGCUGUGCAAGAAGCGUUCUAUUACCAGCGUGAUAUUGUCGGCGACUCCAAUGGUGCUAAUCCUCGACCCUAUGUUUCGAAGCUCGCGCCAUUGUUUGAGAUCGUCAAAAUCAGCAACAGCCGUUACCAGAAAAAGUUCCUCGCGAACCUUUGCUCCAAAAUCAACUUCGAACUGAAGAAAUUGGACGUAACUGGCAACCCUCCAGAACACCUUCUACUAGCACGCUUCAUCUCCCAGAACUUGGCCCAUUUUGACUACGGCCAAUUGGCUGAAGUGGUGCCAACAAUCGCGUGUAUGGAGCGUAUCGUUUCUUCGACUGGUACUAUUAUUGCCCACGCGAUUGAGACGGAUAUAUCUCCCACCCCGAUUGGUCCGCCUCAGUUGGAUGCUUCAAAUGGCAUGAUGCCAGGGUUUGCGCCUGAGAUGCCUCAAUCGACGAUCACACCGCGGCAAGCUAACCCUGCGACAUUGAGACUGUUGGCAACUGCUGCUGCAUCAUUGUCAAUGCUUUGGGAAGCUCGAACCCACCUUCGUCGUCUCUACGGAGUCAAUGCUCAUAGCAAGAACAAAGAAGGGAAACCUGCAACGAAGGAGCUCAAUAAAACUGCCACCAAGGUGCACGGAGUGACCGGUGACAAGUUUUGGGAAGCCAUCGCCAGAAAUAUGACAGCUCUAGACAGCGAGGAAUCAAUGCUCCAAAAAUGUCGAGAGUUUGCAACCCUACUCUCCAUCGAUGAGGAAUUCAGGGUGGAUGGAGACGAGGACGCAGAAGGGGACAGCCUGGACGCUGCGGGAGAUAUCGACGAGACGGUGGCUCCUCGGCCCAUGAAGCGCAAGAGCUCCGUCUCCAGUUCAAACCUCAGCAAGCGACCUAAGGGCCGGAAGAGUUCAACCGGAAGAAAGAAGUCCAGCGUUGAGCCGGACGAGGACCUGGAUUGGGACUGA
Messenger RNA from Penicillium concentricum, 5337 nucleotides. RefSeq names its product putative sister chromatid cohesion protein Mis4. The record is from RefSeq and is a predicted model, not a curated record. Lineage: Eukaryota; Fungi; Ascomycota; Eurotiomycetes; Eurotiales; Aspergillaceae. Gene Ontology annotation, cellular component: Scc2-Scc4 cohesin loading complex. Bases 1 to 5337 code for a protein of 1778 amino acids. Gene Ontology annotation, biological process: replication-born double-strand break repair via sister chromatid exchange; establishment of mitotic sister chromatid cohesion; establishment of protein localization to chromatin. The transcript is spliced from 4 exons. Gene Ontology annotation, molecular function: chromatin binding.